AUGGGAAAUUCUAUAGAGAUUAAUCAGACGUUGUCAUAUUCGACCAUUCAAGGAUAGGAGAUACUACUUCCAUUUAAAGAUUUAAAGGGAAAGUAAAAUUUUCCUAAAGUGCCUUCAAGAGAAAAAGAUGUUGAAAUUAUGUUUCAAAAAUGGCUAAGCAAAGUAAACGAUUUUAUAAUCAUAACAGAUUGUGAUUGGAAGAAGGGAAAAAGAAAAGUUGAAAGGAAUUCCUCUGAAAUACAAAUUUAGAUUAUGUUACAAACAUGACUAAAUCAUUUAAGAGAUAACUAAAGGGGAAUAAUAUAAAUAGAAAGUCAUGCAGGAAACAGAUAAACUAAUUUAAAAGGUAUUAUCUCAACAAGACGUUGUUUCAUUAGAAGGUACAUCUAAUAUUCCACAUUAUAAGCUUUAUCAAGAAAUUUAACAAAUGAUGAUCUACUUGAACAUAAAAUCACUCUGUUAGUUAAAGCAGAUCUCAUUGCAAAAUUAGUUGUAGAAUUGAAAACUCAAGAAUUGUUAUCAAGACAUUCCAAAAAUUUUAGGGACUAAAUUGUCAUUAUCAAAAUUUUUGAAAAGCUAUUGCACCAUGAAUCAGGUAAACAUAAACAGUCUAUAAUUAAAUAGGUGUAUAAUUACUAUGUGACACUUCCAAUUUUUUUUAAAUUAUGUUUAGCACUUUUCACCCUGUUGAACCAGAAAUCACAGGACUGAUGCUCUAAGUUUUGGGCGGCAAGGCUGGUUUAUGUUGGCAGCCAGAAUGUUUGGAUAACAUCCUUGAUGCCAUGACUGAAUUUUAAAAUAAUCAUAGAUUAUAAACUAAGUAUCAUAUAUAUUUAUUAUUACUAUAGAUUUGAUGUAAUAAUCAGAAGCAUUUACUAUACUAAGAAUUUAAUCAUUAUCUAUCAUCUGCUUUAGUUUUUGUUCAACUUCCUGUUUUCAGUUGAAAAACCAGAAUCUGAUAGUUUGCAUAAGGAAUUAUUAGAAACAGUAAUAAAUGGAAAAAGGAUUGAUGAAGUGUUUCAAUAAGUGAAAAUUCGAAUUGUCAAAGAUUACUAUUAAAUUGAAGAGUGCACAUAUUAAGGAGUGAGAUAAAAAUUAGCAUAAUUCCAACAUCCUCUUGUUGAAAAACAAUCUCAAGAGAAUGAUUUUUUCUCUAUGUAGAGAUUUAAAACAAUUACAGACAAACCUCCAAAGGAUGCUAUUAAACCGAACAUUGAGUUUGAUCUUGAGGAAACAGGAAGAAUUAAAUUCGAAAAUUGUUUUUACUUUGAACAACAUGACAUUAAGCUGUUUAGCAUUCUCAAAGUUCAAAUUUUUGAACUUAUGGAUGGUAUUUUAAAUAUUGAUAACAUUUUAAUAUAAAUUGAGAAUGAUGAUGUCGAUUAAACGGAAAUUAUUUCUAAUCCAAAUGAUGUCUUCAAUGAAAUGUAAACUUUGGCUGAAGUAGAUGAAGAAGAGGAAGAAGAUUACGAUAAUAGAUUAGUCAGCUUUUCAAAGCUAAAGAAUAAUGAUUAAUUUAGAAACUAAGGUAAUAUGAUCAAAUAUGCCAAUGCUAAUUUACAAUAGGAGUACAAUUCUCUAGAAGAAAAACAUUAAAUUCUAUUCUCUAAAUAUGAAGAAACUGAAAAAUAAUGUCGAGAAUUAUCACUCUAAUUAAUUGAUGAACAAUAAAAAGUCAAAAAGCUCGAAGAAUAAAAUGAAAAAUUGCUAUACCAUUCUACAAGUCAAAACUAAGAUUAAAUUCAAACCUUAGUUUAAGAAUAAAUUGAAUUUCUGAAAUAACAACAUUUUAUUCAAAUCACAUAAUUAUCAGAAGAAUUAACUAAAUUGAAAGAGUAAAUUCAGAAUUAAGCUUUAACUGAAAAUUAGUUAAUUAAUUAAAUUCAAAUUGAAAGUACAAAAGUGUAAACUUAGAAACAAUAAAUUGAUUUACUAUAGCGAUAUAUUGAUUAAUAUGCAUCAAUGCCUAUUUCAUAGAUAUCAGAUAAAAAUGAUGAGAAAUAAAAUGAAGUCUAAAAGUUUGAAGGUGAAUCGCAAAUUAUUAAAGAUACAAAAGAUAGCAAUGAUACCUAAAAAAUAAUAGAAUAAACAAUUGAAACAGAAGAUAAAUUGAAGGAGGAUUCUACAUUAGAAAAAUAAAAUGAAAAUUAGUAGGUUCAAAAAAAUGAAUAAUUGGAAUCAAAUCAAACUCUUUAAAUUGAAAACAACAUAAUAGGUUAAAAUUUAAAUUAAGAAGUAGUCAAAUCUGAUACAGAUCCAUUAAAAUAAUAAGAAAAUUUGAAGGAAGCUAUUAUUGUGAAAAAAAUAAUGGUUAACUCAGAAACAUAAACAAAUCAAAAAAUAUAUCUAACUAAAGAGGCCUAAACUACUUUUGAAUUUCCGCCUAACCCUUAAACUUAAGUAGCAGCUUAAGUACAGAAGGAAUAAUAGGCUAACCCACCUCCUCCACCACCAACAGUAAAGGUAGCUCCACCUCCUCCUCCUCCACCACCUCCUAGUCUAAAGCCAGGUGGUCCUCCUCCUCCACCUCCUCCUCCUAUGAAAGGAGCUUAAUAAGCACCUAAACCAUAAGACACUCUAUUUCCCUUCAACAAAACUGAGCUUAUUCCAUCUGUUCCUACUAAACCUAUAAAUUGGAUUUUGAUAUAACCAUAAAAUAUGAAAAAUACAAUUUAUGAGUAGAUUUAUUAGGAAUCCUAUGAAAUAGAUACAAAAUAUUUAGAAACCUACUUUUAUAAAAUUUAAUCAGCACCUUCUGCUUAACAACAAGCAAAUGAGAAUUAGGUUGUUAAGAAAGUAGUAUAAACGAAGAUACAAUUGAUAGCAACUGACAGAUCUAAAAAUAUAGAGUUAGUAUUGGGAAAAAUCAAGAUACCAAAUACUUUGAUUAUGAAAUCUUUGUUAUCGAUUGACUUAAACAUACUUACUGAUUCUGCAAUAGAUUCUUUGGACACAAUAAUUCCAACUGAUGAGGAAAUUAAAAUUGUAUUAAUUUUGUAAUUUACAUAAGGUUAGUGAAUUCUAAGGGUAGAGAGAUUUGCUUGGAGUAGUUGAAACCUUUAUUGAUACCAUUAGAUAAGUUAAUGGGUUUUAAUUUAGAAUCAGAUCACUAAAAUUUAGAUCAGUCUAUGAUGACUACAAAUAAGACUUAAUUGAUAAAAUGUCCAUUUUAACAUCAAGAUUUUAAGAGAUAAGGCAUUUAUAAGGAUUAUAGAAAAUGUUAUUAAUAACUUUGAAUAUUGGAAAUUUUCUAAAUGGUAUAAAAUUAUUUGUAAUAUUUCAGCUAAGACUCCUCGAGGCAAAGCUUUGGGCUUUAAAAUAGAGGCUCUUGACAUAUGUGCCGAAAUCAAAACAUCAGACAAUUAAAAUAACAAUUUAUUAUUGUACAUAAUUGAGAAAACGGAGUAAAUUAUAGGAAGUGAAAUUAUUUCUGAAGAUAGUACUAUUAUUAUUAAUGUUUAGAAAUGAAAACUUUUGAGGUACUUUAGAGAGUGCCAGUCCAUUAAUUAGUAGUUGAUUUGGGUGACAUCAAAAAAGGGUGUAGCUUUAUCAAAAAAGCUAUGGAAUCAUAAACAGAUGAUCCUCAAGAUUUAGUAUAACAAAAGUUUAAGGAUGGAUAUGAUUCUAUAACAAAAGACAUUGAAGAACUUGACAAAAAGAUAAAUCUUUUAGAAGAGGAGUAUAAAACGUGCGCAUAAUUUUAUGGUGAAAAUCCAAAAGAUCCAUCAGAUAAAUUUGGAGAUAAGAUAUUGAAAAUAUUCAGACAAAUAUUAAGACAAAAACUAGAGAAGUUGUAAAGGGAAGAAAGAGCAAAGAGAUAAGAAGCCUUAAAGAAAAGAUAGAUGUUGAAGAGUACUCCAUUAACAGCAAGAAGAGCAGAUGAAGGACCUAAACCACCUCCAAAGGAAGCAUAAAGAUAAUCAGUCUUAAAACCAAUUAUUCCGAGAUAAUCCAUCAAAGAUCCUACAAAGCUUGAAGUGCCUGGAAAUAAAGGACCCAAAAAGAGUUUUAUAGCCAACGAAAUAAGCUAGCUACGUCAUAUGAAAUAGGUUCGGGCUAGUAUUUUAACUAUUAACAAAAAAUGAAAUUAAAAUGAUCACUAGUUAUCUGUGUGUUUUAUUAGUAAAUAGUUCA
Molecule: messenger RNA, 4134 nt
Organism: Paramecium octaurelia
Lineage: Eukaryota; Ciliophora; Oligohymenophorea; Peniculida; Parameciidae
Source: the annotation of a GenBank genome assembly